Molecule: messenger RNA, 3782 nt
Organism: Varroa destructor (honeybee mite)
Lineage: Eukaryota; Metazoa; Arthropoda; Arachnida; Mesostigmata; Varroidae
Gene: pAbp
Product: poly(A) binding protein
Molecular function (GO): RNA binding
Source: RefSeq, a predicted model, not a curated record
AUGGUCAUUCUUCGUUGCUCAGGUCUCGCAAUCGCCACGCCACUCACUUAAAUUUUGAAAAAAAACCAAAAAAAUCGAAAAAAUUGCAAAAGCCUAAGUCUCUUCGAGUAAGGACCAAAAAAAGGUACAGUGAGGAUGAAUUCGGGCGGAGGUAACUACACGAUGGCGUCUCUGUACGUCGGGGACCUCGAUCCAGAUGUUACGGAAUCAAUGCUGUUCGAGAAGUUCUGCCAGGCAGGACCCGUGCUUUCGAUCCGGGUAUGUAGAGAUAUGAUUACUCGCCGGUCGCUCGGCUACGCAUAUGUUAACUUUCACCAGCCUGGCGAUGCCGAGCGGGCACUCGAUACGAUGAAUUUCGAACCCCUAAAGGGCCGUCCUAUGCGGAUCAUGUGGAGCCAACGGGACCCGUCCCUGCGCAAAUCUGGUGUUGGCAACGUGUUCAUCAAGAACUUGCACAAAGAUAUCGACAACAAGGCCAUCUUCGAUACGUUCUCGGCCUUUGGUAACAUCUUGUCGUGUCGAGUGGCCACUGAUGAACAAGGCAACUCCCGAGGCUACGGGUUUGUGCACUUCGAAACCGAGGAAGCGGCCAAUGAGGCUAUUGGCAAGGUAAAUGGAAUGUUGCUCAACGAGAAAAAGGUGUUCGUAGGCAAGUUCGUGCCGCGUUCUGAACGUGAACGUAUGAUGGGCGAUAAAGCUCGUCUCUUCACCAAUGUGUACGUGAAGAACUUCGGUGAGGAGCUGGAUGACGAUAAGCUUAAGGAGAUGUUCGAGGCUUAUGGUAAAAUUACCUCGGCCCGCGUUAUGACCGAUCCCAGUGGCAAAUCGAAAGGAUUCGGUUUUGUAAGCUUCGAAAACCCUGAGGCCGCCGAACAGGCCGUCAAGGAGCUGAACGAUAAGGAAAUAGGAAAUGGAAAGAAGAUCUACGUUGGCCGCGCUCAAAAGAAGGCCGAACGUCAGGCCGACCUUAAGAGGAAAUUCGAGCAACUGAAGAUCGAGCGCAUGAACCGCUACCAGGGUGUGAACCUAUACGUGAAAAAUCUAGACGACGUCAUUGAUGACGAACGUCUGCGCCGGGAGUUCGCUCCCUACGGAACAAUUACCUCAGCCAAGGUGAUGAUGGACACAACAGGAACCCGCUCAAAGGGUUUCGGUUUUGUCUGCUUCUCUUCCCCUGAGGAGGCCACGAAGGCUGUGACAGAAAUGAACGGCCGAAUUAUCGUGCAGAAGCCUCUAUACGUCGCCCUGGCUCAGAGGAAGGAGGACCGUCGCGCUCACCUUAGCUCACAGUUCGUCCAGCGAUUCGCCGGCGUACGCAUGCCAUUCAACCAACUGCCAUUCAGUCAGGCACCGGCAAGUUACUUCGUACCAGCUAUGCAACAGCCUCGAGCCUAUUUCCCCAGCGGCAGCGUCGCUGGUGGCGUGCGACCUGCCCAACGUUGGCCAGCCGGACAGCAAAUCCGUGUCGGCGGCCAGUACCCAUUGCCGAACCAGCAGAUCGCGGCAACCGCCACAUUCCCACGUGCACAGCGCCCACUUAUGCCUGGACAGGUAGCUGCAGGCCAUGGAGCUCCUCAUGCCGCUGGACCAGCCUCGGCCCGGUCCGCAGCCCUCAACGCCGCCCGACCCAUCACUGGACAGCCUUUGCCCGGUGGUGCGAGCACUGGGGGACGCGUGAGUGGCCGGAUCGGCGCAGGUGGAGCACCCCAGCAGGCUGCCGGAGCCCGUGCCAACUACAAGUACACGAGCACUGUACGUAACCCACAACCACCGAGUGGGGCGGCAGGUGCCGCUGGAGCCGCUAGUGGCGCUCUCGGUGGCAAUGCAGCGAACGCCGUGCUCGUUCAAGGCCAGGAACCUCUUACUACUCAAAUGUUGGCUGAAGCAUCACCCCGUGAACAAAAGCAGAUGCUUGGAGAGCGCCUAUUCCCUCUGAUUUAUAAUAUGCACUCAGAUCUCGCUGGAAAGAUCACUGGAAUGCUUUUGGAAAUUGACAACUCCGAGCUUCUCCACAUGCUGGAGCACAAUGAAUCGCUACGUGCGAAAGUUGACGAAGCCGUUGCUGUGCUCCAAGCCCACCAGGCCAAGGAAGAGAUCGCUCGGGCUGCGCCUGCCCAGGCUGCUGCCCCCGCACCGAUGCCCGCAGCUCCCUCUGACCAACCGAAGACGAUGGCCGAAGUCGUAGCUGGCAAGAAAGAGUAAAGCAAAAAAAUUGUCGGGGUCAAGGCGGAGGUUUUUAUAGACAUUAUUGUGAUUGUUGCUAGAUAUUUUCUUGGCUACACGGUUUUGUGACCGAUGAUUAAGUGGAUAGUACCCUUUACUGCUGCUUGCUGGUUACCACCUCGGCCAUUGUCUUCGGCUACUUAGAGGAAGCUGCAAGCCGCGCCUUUUUAGGAUGCUGCGCCCCCGCUGAUGCCCGCAGCUCCCUUUAAGCAACUGAAAACUAUUGCCGAAGCGGCAGCUGGCAAAGAGUAACGAAAACAGUUCACUCAAUCACCGGACACAAAACGUGUAGCGAAAAAAGUAUCCAACUACAAUACCAUCAACGACGAUAAAAACCUCCACCUUAACUCCAACGAUUUUUACGGGCAACAUCAACAGCAGAAACAACAACAACAACAACAACAACAACAACAACAACAACAAAACGAAAACCACCUGAGCUAAACGAAAAUGAAAGACGAAAAAUAAAAAUAAAAAUGUUUUUACAAAACUUUUUCCUCAUCUUCCGUUCCUUUUCUGUCCCUCUCCAUUACAUUGUUUACGGUAUUCCAGCCAUGUUUCACAUCGCGCAUUUUUUAUGCCGUUUCUAUUUUAUCUCUUUCUGUUUCAAAAUCCAUGCUAAAGACUAAGCAGCAACAUGAAAAUAACAUCGAUAGCGAAAGCUGUGAAAAAUGUGGCAACAAUGUGAUACAGGAGAAAAGCAACUUCUUGAGGAGAAGAAUACUCCUUGAUGAUUUGCUGAACGCAAAUAAAUGAGAAGAGAUCCGUGCAUGAUUAGUCUAUUAGGUUUCAAUCCCAACAUGCACACGAUUAAAAGGUAUACGGACUAAUUGUGUACGCGCUCCAUAAUUUAGCAGUUUAGUAUGUCGUAUUUGUUCGACUGUCUUCUUUUGCAAAGUGUCAUGAAGAGAAAAUUGCGGCAAUCAAAUCUAGCAGGUCUUCAUCGCUGAAUUUCCUUAAGAUGACUUGUUUUUCGUAUUGUUCGGUUAAUUUUGUUGUUGCUGUUACUGUAUUCUUGUCAUUAGAUGGUUUGUGCGAGUUUUGAAAUUGAGUAAGAGAUACAGAGGUGAGAUGAAGUUACGAGAAGUAAUUGAAAAUUAACCAAAAAAAAUCGUAAAUCAAAAAACAAAAAGAUUACUGCAAUCGAUAAACAAUGAAACUUUAACAAAGACGGUGAUGUAAGAUGAUGGGCAGUUCAGCGCUGAGGUAUAGAUCAGAGAACGAGAGGGCUACUUGAUGAUGCGUUUAGGGUUAGCUAACCCAAAAGAUUGCAGGUUACAGAAAAUUGAAUUGCGCGUAUGGAUGAUAUAGAUUGAUGAUAAGUAAAAUAGGCGCUGAACUGGCGAAAAAAUACGCGAUGUCAAGCGUGAUGGAGAUACAUUAAAACAAACAAUGUAAUAGGAGAGGAAAGGUUAAAAAAAAAGGAAACUGAAAUUGUUUACUACGCCAACAACAGGAAAAAGGCAAAGCGAUUGAACUGUGACAACAUUUACCGCAAACAAGAAUUGCAGGAAGAUAUACAACAACACGUUAAAUAAACCAUAAACAUUUAUGAUUAA